Pseudogymnoascus verrucosus is the source of this 1357-nucleotide messenger RNA. RefSeq lists its product as uncharacterized. The record is from RefSeq and is a predicted model, not a curated record. The transcript is spliced from 4 exons. The coding region runs from base 1 to 1128 and encodes 375 amino acids. Lineage: Eukaryota; Fungi; Ascomycota; Leotiomycetes; Thelebolales; Thelebolaceae.
AUGACGGUGACGCCAGCUGAUCGAGGGCCUCAAGUGAGUGCUGUGGCUGGUUUAUUCUUCGCUCUAAGCACCAUUGGGAUUAUUCUACGAUGCUACUGUAGAGCCGUCGUUGUCAGGGCCUUUGGCAUGGACGAUUGGUUCGCUGUUAUUGCCUGGAUAUUCUUCACUUUCUUUUGCGCAUUUGCUAUUACUGGCGUGCACUACGGAACCGGACAACAUGCUGCAGACCUCCCACCUGAAGACAUCCCAGUUGGGUUGAAAUGGUGGUGGGCAUGCGAACCCGUCUACGUCCUGUCCAAUAUGGCUCUCAAGCUCAGCAUCAGCAUUUUCUUACUACGACUCGCCGUCACCCGGGCUUCCCGGAUAAUCAUCUACGUUAUCAUAGGUGUAGUCGAAGCCUACAGCGCCUUUUACUUUUUCCUAUUCGUCCUGCAGUGCCGCCCUUCCUCAUACUUCUGGACGCAGUACACCGGAGGCACGGGGACCUGUGUCAAUCCGAAAAUCACCGUUGAUGCUACCUACGCCUAUUCCGCCAUCUCUUGUGUCGCAGAUUGGGGAUUGGGUCUCAUGCCCAUCUUCCUGAUCUGGCACAUUCAAAUGGACAUGCGCACCAAGAUGUCUGUUGCUGCUAUUCUCUCCGUCGGCGCUAUCGCCUCGACCGCAACAAUCGUCCGCAUCCCCUUCGUCAAGGACCUCGCCAACGUCCAAGACUUCCUCUACGCCACCACGGAUGUCGCCAUCUGGUCCACCGUUGAAACCGGCAUCGGCAUCGCCGCCUCUGCUGCCGCGACCCUACGCCCGCUCUUCAAGGCCUACUUCGGCAGCAGCCACCUAGCCGGUAACACGUCAUCGAACAACUGGCCGCGCUCGGGCAACUCAGGGUAUGUCCAGAAUAAGGCGUCGGGAGGGGAGGAGUUUGGGAUGCGGAAUAAUGCGGGUAGGGCGCCGGGUACGGGAGUGACGACGCUGAUUGAGGCGGAUGCAGAUGAGAGGGGCGAGGCGGGGAGGGUGAAGUUUGAGGGGGGUGGGUGGGAUAGUCAGAGUAAGUUGAGGGGAGGGAGUGAUGAUGAGGCGGAGUGGAGGUCGGGGAUUAUGAAGACGACUGGGACGACGCGGACGGAGCUUUAAAUGGGGUUUGUUUGGGCACCACUGUAUUACCUCUUAAUCGGAGUGUUGAUUUCGGGGUGUUUUAGGGGAUGGUGGGAAUUGGGACGAUACACAAGCAUCGAAUGAUGUGCGGAGGAUUUUUUGAUUUUGGGAUAUACCUUUGUUGCGGGCUAGAUCGAAUGAAUGCAAAUAGGAGUUAAGGAUAUAAAUUCAAAUAUAUAUAUGAAUAUAAGAACAACACCCCGUUUCG